AUGAGCAACACAAUGGAGCAAGAUGAAGAUGAGACGCUUGUUGGGAUGGGACUUCGUGUUUCUGUGUCCCCUACACAGUUGUCUUUUUACGUCAUCUUGGUGACGUUGGGCAUCCUGGGUAAUGCCAUUGUGAUUGGAGUGAUUGGUAAGAGUGUGUUUAUGGACCGUGUUGGAGGACGUAACUCGGAUAUCAUUAUCAUCAACAUGGCACUGUCUAACGUGCUGGUGUCCGUGAUGAGGAACACACUGCUUGUUAUUUCAGACAUGGGACUCGAGCUGUACUCAUCCAAAGAGUGGUGUCAGUUCCUGAUGGGUGUGUGGGUGUGGCUGCGAUCGGUCAAUGUCUGGUCAACACUCUUCCUCAGUGCGUUCCACCUCCAGACUUUGAGGCGCGUGGCUCCCACUAUCGGGAAUGUUCAUGGGCCCCGGGGUGCUCCUAAGCUACUGCUGAGUCUUGGCUUCAUCUGGCUUCUCAACUUUAUCUACUCCAUUCCUGCUUAUGUAUUUUCCACUAAUGGGGGUGUGAACACCACAGAGACUCUGAUGCUGGUGAGCAGCACAACACGCCCCCUGCUGGGCUGUGUGUGGAACUUUCCCAGCAGCCACAGUGGCCUGGCCUAUGCCACCACAUCUAUGGUGAUCCAUGAGUCAGUCCCCAUAAUCUUGAUGGCUUUUACCAACCUGGGCUCCCUUUACACACUCUACACCCAUGGCAGCACGCGCAGUACGGUGCAAGAUGCACCUGUCAUAAAACGGGUGCCAGCUGAGCGACGAGCAGCCAAGGUGAUUCUUGGUCUCAUAAUGCUCUUCAUUGCAUCCUGGGGAACCAGCAUUAUCUCUGUCAACUAUUACAACUACAACCGUGGCGGAGCGGCUGAGUUUCUUCUGGUUAUUGCUCGUUUUGCUAACAUUAUCUUCAUCGCCAUGUCACCUGUUGUUCUGGCAGUCGGCCACAGGCGGCUGCGUUCUUUCGUCAAGUCUCUGCUCUCUCACUGA
Messenger RNA from Seriola dumerili (greater amberjack), 996 nucleotides. Its product is annotated as bombesin receptor subtype-3-like. The record is from RefSeq and is a predicted model, not a curated record. The transcript has 4 exons. Gene Ontology annotation, cellular component: membrane. Gene Ontology annotation, molecular function: pheromone receptor activity. NCBI's taxonomy places the organism in Eukaryota, Metazoa, Chordata, Actinopteri, Carangiformes, Carangidae. The coding region runs from base 1 to 996 and encodes 331 amino acids. Gene Ontology annotation, biological process: G protein-coupled receptor signaling pathway.